Molecule: messenger RNA, 4040 nt
Organism: Folsomia candida
Lineage: Eukaryota; Metazoa; Arthropoda; Collembola; Entomobryomorpha; Isotomidae
Exons: 6
Coding region: 348-1778 (476 amino acids)
Source: RefSeq, a predicted model, not a curated record
AUGUAAUUGUAACCAAUUAUGUAUAUUAAUACGCUUUAUGUAGUUACAGCUCCUCUUCUUCCAGAUCCUUCUUCGUGUUCCAUAUAUUCCGUAAACAAAAUUAUGUAAUUAUAUACCUAUAUGUAUUUAUAUUUAGAUUGUGCCAAACAACUUCGCGUUCAUAUAAUUGGCAUAAAAUCCCAGACAGGUUUUACAAGCCAAUAUAAUUUAUAAUUCCUUUACGGAAAUAAAUUCAUAAAACUUAGGUAUGUAGUUUUAUUCCGACAUUUUCCGUGGGAUAAAUCAGUUGAUUACUUGAGCAAAAUUUCUUACUAUUUGGAAGCUACAAUUUCAAUCCAGUUGUAAAAAUGGUCACAUUUAGACGCUUUAUGAGGGAAUUAAUCCUCGUUAUUUUAACAAUUUUAGGUGUAGCAACGCUUCCAAUUACAGCCUCAGUUUUUUGUACCCUUCUUUUAUAUCGAGAAAUUGUCAUAAAAUUUGUAAAAUAUUUUAAAAGUGACUGGAUCCCGUUAAACCUAUUUAGUUGUUAUGGAGCCGUUGACGAUAUUUACAAUAAGCCCUUGGCUGGAAUUGGGAUCGUGAUCUAUCUUGAUAAAAAGAUAAGUCAAGAUGUCAUAUUUAAACGAAUGGAAGCAUUAAUUGCUAAACGGAAUGGAGCUGAGCUCAAGUGUCGUCUGACUCGUCUGGGGGGAUUUUUUUUCUGGGAACCAAUUCCAAAUUUUGAACUGUCAUCUUGUCUCGGAGUGAAUUAUAGUGAUGACUUCGAAUACUUUGACACAUUUAAGGGGCAGUGUGUCCUUGAGCCGUUUAAGAAGGGUUGUCCACUAUGGGAGGCGACGUUGUUCCCUAAUAUCGAUAAGGACGGCAACUACGCAUUUCUCAUUCGGUGGCAUCACUCCCUCAUGGACAUGAACUCGAUUAUUACACUAUUUCGCAAUCUUGGAGAUCCCGACCCAGAGCAGGAUGUCCUGCUCGACCAAAUUGUAGCCCGCAUUACGGAAAAGUAUUCCCCAAAAAUUGGAAUACUAUACAUUCUGGAUUUUCUAUUCAUUUCUCCCUUCCGAAGUGGUUACAUGGCUUACAACAUGCUGAACGAAAAUGAAUGGACGAGAACCCCAAUCACCGGAAAAUCUGUGCAUCACGUCGAACAGUUAGAUUUGAACGGGGUGAAACAAAUUUCAAAAAUGGCAGGUCAAAGUAUUCAGACGAUUCUUUUAACAGCGUUGACGGGAGCGAUUAGGAAAAGCUUGCGUUUUGAUGAUGUGACCGAAGUGAAGAUGAAUUUUGCAUUAGUAUUUCCAAUUCCGGGUCAUCCAGCACGAGAUAGGAUGACGAAUCAUAUGUGGCUGGCCCCCUUAAAAUUGCCCGUGUCCGAUGCAGAUCCGCUGAAUCGUAUGAAAAGUAUCUCCUCUCAAAUUACGAACUUGGCAAAGUCACCCAUCCUCCUCUGGUUGGUUCUUGGGGACUUAUUUUUCUGCCUGACGUCUUCCCUCAUCAAUAAGAAAUUCGUUCCCAGAGAGAUAUUUUCAGGAAUCAUCUCAAACGGGAUUACAUUAAGAAAGCCCGAACAUAUUACUGGGAUAGCAGUUUCGAAAUUCGAAAUAAUGACGGGACGUGGACUGAACAGUGUGCCGGUGGUGUUCAAUUUUUUCACCGUGUGCGACUACAUUGAUUUUGGGAUAUGGGCUGAUCGUGGUCUCUUCAGUGGUAAAGACGCACUUGAAACUUUUGCAAAAAGCUUCAGAAUGGAGCUUAAAACACUUGAAAAUUAUAAAUGAGAGUAAAAAACAGAAUGAGAAGAUUAUAAAUAACAUUUGCUGACGCAUUUGCUGUGUUGCAAAAAAUACAAAAUCAUAAUUUUUUUGUAUGUAUCAUGAAACACUUAAAUAUGCAAAUUUGUUUGUAAAUCAGUGUGUAUAUAUUCUAGUACUAGAGUCUUGUGCGGUAAAAAAUUAUAAGUAAAUAAUGUUGGAUGGUGUUGAAAUCCAAAUAUGUCGAAAAAACAUUGUCAUGCAAUUUUGCAUGUGCACAUCAGUAACACUUCUGACAGUGAGAUGCAAACCUGUUUCCCCAUUUAAGUACUUACCAGGUAACUAAUUGUACGUAUUUACAUGUUUCCAGGAAAACAGUAGUCGGUAAUGUUACUAAAAGCUUUACAGAGAUUAGCACCCACGAUAAAAUCCAACGGCUAUUAUGUUAUUUAGAUUGUUAUGAAUUCGGACUAAAAUAUAAACAUGUCAAUUAUGUAUAUUUUGUAAUGACACAGUAUAUACAUUGGUUUCUUACAUAACAACACGGAUCUCGGUACCACAAUUCUACCGAGUUACCAGUAGAGAAAUGGUCAAAAAAGUGGAAAAAAGGUGGAAAAAACCAAAUAUACUGAAAACCACAUCUAGGACCAAAGUGACGUAUGUUUCGUUCGUAUAUACAUAUUUCAGUAAAACAAAAGCAAUUAUGCAACGAGCCAAUCCAGCCACAAACUGACUGACAUAACAGGAAUGCAUGUGUCCAUACAUACAAACGUUGGAAGCCCUAUAAUUACACAAAAACUUCCUCAUCUGAUUUUUGUACUUUUUAAAAGCAUUUAUGGAAAGCCCAACUAAAUUUGCACGCAGUCAUUAUUCUGACUCCUUGACAUUGAUAUGGUCAUAAUUUUGUCCCAGUUUCAUAUUAAAAUUAAAAUAUAAUUCUCAACAUUUGUGAUCCCAUAAAUUUUAGGUAACUUUUCUAAACCGAUAAUAAUGGAUCCGCCGGCACAAAACAAUUCCACCGAAGGUUAUCGUUCCUGGCUGAUAAACAUAUCCGACAUUCAUCUCGGAGGAAGCAGUGUCCUCGAUGGGAAUUACGUGGCAUUCUAUGUCAUUCAUAUUACAGCCUGCACCUGCAUUUUUAUCUCACUGAUCUGCUGUUCUUUCGUGAUUACGUCAAUUUGCAAAAUUGUUUAUAAAAAAGUGACUCAAACUGCGGUAGGAAGAGCGCAAAAUCCGGGCAUGUUCAAUCUCGAUUUUUCGGACCGCUUCCCCUUCUAUUUGGCAAUGGCUGACACCCUGCUAAAUAUUUCGCACUUGACGGAUCAUUUAUUUCUUUUAAUUACGCAUACCUUUCCCAGCCCAACUGUUUCGGUAGUGUUGAGUUUGAAUCUUUGGAUAACGCUGGCAUAUCAGCAAACAAUGCACGCUGGGCUGGCCGUAUUUACAUAUCUACGAAUUGUUCGAGGUACUCACCUAAACCUCGGGAGCUGGGAGUGGAAGCUGCACGCUGUUGCCGGAUCUUUCAUAUUGGUGUCAAUUGCAGUGUUUUAUCCGCUGGAUGCGUUCGGAUCGUCGGGUUUUUGGAUGCUGGUAAACUUUCAGAGCCCUGGUGGAACAGUAUUCUCAAUUUUUGCCAUUACCUCCUGCACCUUUCAAGCAAUAUGUACCACAUUCGCCUACACACAGAUUCGACGGGAGGUCAAGGCUGGUCAAAAGGUCGCCGUGAAAAUGAGAGCCACUCAAGUGACCACGCACACCACGGCGUCACAAUGCUUGUCCACUUUUGUUCGGAUUUCUAUAGCAACGGUGGGACCGUCAGCAAUUUUUUAUUCGACGAUCGUGAUCCAGACGAUGUUUGGAUUCCUCGAGCCGGUCACGGUCGUGGUGUACGUCAUGUUUUUUAAUAGUAUCGGGACAUUGAAUGCGUUUGGCUACUUUUACAAUAAGAGGAUUAAGGCACGAGGCAAAGAAAGUGGGGGAGGCGGAGGGUUGGACGUGGAGGGGAAAAAUGCCACCCCUUUCAACUCAAGCAGUGGAAAAAGUACGUCAUCAGCGACUUCAACGACAUUUUUGGUGACUACAUAAGAGAGCGUGGAAAGUGACAUUCGUGAUGUCAGGUGUAUAUUUAUAUGUAUAUUUAUGUAUUAACUAAGGUGUCGUAAAAAUCCUUAAUGAUAUUUGACCCAAAUUGUGUAUAUGUAAAUAUAGCUCGAUUUAUUUGUGCUACUUAUAUUUCCAAUUAAAUAUGUUUGAACCUAAAUCAUUAAAUAAAGAAAGAUGUAAAAUAUA